Molecule: messenger RNA, 3192 nt
Organism: Pelagomonas calceolata
Lineage: Eukaryota; Pelagophyceae; Pelagomonadales; Pelagomonadaceae
Source: the annotation of a GenBank genome assembly
GUUUUGCCGGCGUUGUCCCGGCGGAUUGGGCCCUGGACGCGCCGGGCGCGGCGGCUGGUCUCCGGAGCAGCAUCAAGGAGGCCCCCACGCGACGUUCGAAAGCUGCACGGGUCGGCCGCGUACCGCUCACCAGGUGCUGGGGGCUGCCCACGAGAUUGGCAGGUACGGCUCGUAGGACGCCGCGGCGGGGCCACACGGGCCGCGGACGGUUCCUACGGGCCCACACCCGUAGAGGGGGCAGCCGGAGACGAUGGCGCUCCGCGCCCUCGUCCUCGUCGCGAGCCUCCGGCCCACGCUCCAACAGGGCAAGGAGGAGGACCCGAACAUCCUGGGGCGCAUCGAGCUCGAGACGACGCAGGUCGAGCCCGUCAACGUGCGCGCGCUAUGCUUCGAGGGUUUGGGGCAGCAAUUGCCAGAAACCAGCUGCACGAUGCUCGAUCCCCGUACUUGUACCAAAAUUGAUAGCAAAGGCCGAGAAACCUGGGAUGAAGAUACAUGCGACACGCUCCCAAAAGGCUCACCAAUUUUCAUGGAACGAAGCCCGGGCUGGAACGCCGCCGUUCAAUCCACGCCGGCCGGCGAGUCGGCCAUGCUGUGUCUCCAGUGCUGCAAUUCUAUAGUACUAGAACCCUGCACGUCGAAAAACGGCAAACGACGGAAAUGCAAGCAGAGCGAGGGCGUGAACGAGUACUGGCCCUUUCGGUGCCAGAUCCCGCCGCGGCCGACGGGCGACGCGAUGCGCAAUAUGCUACUCCGAGACUUCUACGGCUACGAAUUUAGGUUUGCGCGGAACCAGGGGAACCGGGCCAUGGGCGUGCCGCACUACGACGACAAGCAGGUGGUCAAGUGCGCGUUGCCGCGCAUGGGCUGCCAGUACGAGUACCCACGCGGGGUCUCGUACCAAGAAGCGCGCGUCAAACGGACGCCGGAAACGACCAUCGACCCGCACCCGGGCUACGGCGAUCCGACGUACGAAAUCCCCGAGUGCUGCACGGACAAGGUGAUCCAGGCUGGGAGGGGCCCCGCGAAGCAUGUUGAGAGCGGGUGCACCUACGACGCGCGGUGCAUGUCCUCCCAGGUCUUUGAGCGGGGUUUGCAAUCGUGGAUCAACGUCGCCGAAGCGAGUGCGUUGAUGGACCUGCCCGUCCCAUCACCUCCCGGCAGGGUCAAGCUCUGGGAGGCCGCGGUGGCCGCCGUCGCCGCGGCCGAGGAGGCCGAGGCCGCCGUUGUUGUGGAUCGGGCGAUCUGUUCCAGUAAUACAACCACCACAACCGAGGAGCAGGCGCUCUGCAGCGACCUCGCGACGAAGCAGCGCGCCGUCGAGAAGGCUAGGGACCACGAGAAUCUCGCUCGAUUGCAUCGCGACCGGCGGGACCUCGCCUGUUCGUCGACGGCGAACUCCUUCGAGGAGUCUGACGACUUCGGGUGGAAGCAGAAGGAUGCAUUUAAUCGGACGGAGUACAAGUGCCGGUUGCCCGGUUCUGUGUAUCGGGGCGAAGGCCCUUACGGUUUACCGGACGGUUCCGGAUCCCCGACCGAUAAAUUAGCGAAGAAGUACGACAAUCCCGCCAACGUCAGUGACUCAGUGUCUGUUUCUGACGUUUUCUGAACUUCAAGUUCGCGUCGACGGCGUCGUCGCGAUGCCACUUCGCGUCGAUGGCGUCGUGAUGAUCACAUGAGAGUCUACGCGUCUCGUGAGUGAACGGAGACAGUUUCGCGACGGUGUCCGUUCCACACAGGCGAGGGACGCGUACCUCGACGGCGUGCGGAGUCGCGAAUUGGAGUCCUCAUGUAAUUACAGAGACAGCCGCGACCGAGAACGCGGUAGCUACUUCCUGAAGGGCUACGACCUCACAAUCUUCGUCGAAGAAAAAAGUUCGAACACGUACGGCUUCUGGAAGAGCGUCGUGGGCUGCCACGCGGAAACUACCGAAGUAGAACAGUUGUACGUCGACGGCGACAUCUCCCAGGAGACGCCGGACGAGUCCCAGUACUUCCAGCGCAUCAAGCUGCGACAGAUGUAUUCCGCGAGCUACGAUUUUACGUAUCACGACCAGGGCCUGCCCUUCAUCAUUAUUGGGGUUGGCGUGUUUUUAUUUAUUGUCAGUAGGAUCGUGCAGUGUAUUAGAGAUGAGCCCUGUCCCACCUGUGGCACUCGCUUGAUUCUAGCGGGUCUGUCGGAACUCGCACCGUAUCCCUUAGAUAAGCGGCAAUGUGCUCUAUGCAGAUUUUAUGGCGCGGAGAUGCCGGAUCCGGUGUUGUUAGCUAGAAUGAAAGCUAGAUCAAAGUUCGUGCACGGCCGGGGCUUCUGCGAAUACAUCACCAGUCCACCAGGCGGGCGACCGAAGGGCUAUUUUGGAUGGUGUCGGUUAUAUGUAUACAGAUGUAUCCGGGCGUCCAUCAUCAUGCUGGCCUACGGGAUCUACUAUACGCUGCGAUAUAUAUUCGUACUUUUACUUAUUAUAGGAGACGCUUUAUUACAUUUCGGCGCACGAUGUAUCCUUCGUAGGAGGAGAGGCCCGGGGCCCGUGUGCUUACGAACGUUUAUCCCGCGCGAGGAGGACAUUGUUGAUGAAGAUCCGCCCGUGCCCACCAAAAUUUAUGUCGCAGAACCGGCAUUACGGUGCGAGAACUCGUUCCUGGCGUUAACACGACCCGUGCCCAACGCUGAAAGGAGGAUGGUCACGAAGGAACAAGCCUAUGUCAGAAGGCAGAGAGCGGAGAGAAGGAAGAAGAAAAUUGUACGAAAACGGGAACGCUUGCAAUACGCCAUGCGCUACCUCGGCGCGAACUCCGAGAAAGAUCAAGCGCAGCUGGCCAAAUUGGAUGCGGUGGUGGCGCACUUGGACGACGAGAUCGAGAAGGCCAGAGUUGCGGAGGCCGACGACAUCCUUUCCGUCAAGGAGGACGUCGAGGCGCCCUUAGCGUUGGAGGAGACGAAGGAACCAGGUCAAGCGGGGUUCGACGCCGUGCGCGCCGUCUCCCGCUUUGCGGAUCCUGCUCCCGAGCCGGAGGAGGAGCCGUCGCCUCCUGAAGAAGAACCCGAGAAGACGCCCAAAAAGUUCGCCGUCGCCUCCGAGAAAGGUGUGGGCGCCGGCGUCGCCCUCUUCCUGCAGAAGGAGCAGCCGGAGUUCGUCAACGGCGUACGGGUCCGGGCGCCGAAGAAGGAUAAAUAAUACGUGUGUUAACAAC